GGACACAGUAGAGGGAAAAGAACAAGAACAAAACCGGGGCAGCUGUGGAGGAAGACGAACAAGGAACAAAGGUUUAAGCUCACUUGCUUUCACUGGUACGUAUUUCCCAUACAAUAUCGAUUCCACUGACCAUGAUUUCAUAAAAAAAAAAAAAGCUGUCUUUUUAGUUUCUGGUACCUGAUUUUCAGCUUUGUGAAAUCCAUUAGAAACCUAGAACCACACCGUGUUGAGUUCAUAUAGUUCUAGUUUACCCAUGUAUUAUUUUCCUUUUUAAUUGAAGGGUUUAUGCUGCCAGUGGUGGGGAACUGAAAAGGUUGAAACUUUAUAGGUAAAAAAAUCAAGCAGUGUAAUAGAUGAAUUGUAUGCCAUCGAAAAACAUAUGGAUUCGGCGGCAACAAUGCCCAUGUGGGGAUUGGAAAUGUUAUGUUACAUAUGAGGGAGACUCUGAAGAGACCUCCCUUGCAGCCCAAUUGGUAAAGAAUGAUACUUCAACCUCAGAAGCUAUGGUUUCACCUUAUGUUGGAAUGGUGUUUAAGAGUGAUGAUGAUGCAUUUGAGUAUUAUGGCAAUUUCGCUAGAAAAAAUGGGUUUUCUAUUAGGAAAGAGAGGUCCAGACUUAGCCCACAGUUGGGUAUUUAUAAGCGUGACUUUGUUUGCUAUCGGUCUGGGUUUGCUCCGGCCAAGAAGAAGCCAACAGGGGAACACCAUAGGGAUAGGAAGUCGGUUCGGUGUGGAUGUGAUGCAAAAAUGUAUUUGUCAAAGGAGGUUGUUGAUGGGGUUUCUCAAUGGUUUGUUGUCCAAUUUAGUAACGUGCAUAAUCAUGAGCUUUUGGAAGAUGAUCAAGUACGCCUCCUUCCUGCUUAUCGUAAAAUUCAAGAGGCGGAUCAACAGCGGAUACUGUUACUUUCCAAAGCUGGGUUCCCUAUACAUCGGAUAGUGAAGGUGUUGGAGUUGGAAAAGGGGAUUCAAGGCGGACAGUUGCCCUUUUUAGAGAGGGAUGUCAGAAACUUUGUCCAAAAUCGUAAGAAGGUUGUUCAAGAAAAUGAUGCCUUGAUCACUGAAAAAAGGGAAAAUGAUACACUAGAACUUCUUGAGGCAUGCAAGGUAACAAAGGAGGCUGAUGAAGACUUUGUUUAUGAUUUUACAGUUGAUGAGAAUGAUAAGGUGGAACACAUUGCAUGGUCUUAUGGUGAUUCAGUCCAUGCGUAUACUAUGUUUGGUGAUGCAGUUUAUUUUGACACUAUGUAUCAAUCAAUCACAUAUGGCAUGCUUUUUGGAGCAUGGCUUGGCAUCGACAACCAUGGAAGAACCAUUUUCUUUGGUUGUGUUCUGCUGCAAGAUGAAACACCUCGUUCCUUCUCAUGGGCUUUACAGACUUUUGUUCGUUUCAUGAGAGGAAGAUGGCCACAAACAAUUAUAACUGAUCUUGAUACCGGGCUUAGAGAUGCAAUAACAAGUGAACUGCCUAACACUAAGCAUGUCAUUUCUCUGUGGAAUAUUCUUCCUAAGGUAUCCAGCUGGUUCUCUGUAUCACUUGGAUCUCGAUAUGCAGAGUUUAAAUCUGAGCUUGACGUUUUAUAUCGGGUGGAGAGUACAGAGGAUUUUGAACUCCAAUGGAAUCAAAUGAAUUUAAUAUACGGCUUAUCUACAGAUAAGCACAUUGCUUUACUUCAUUCAUUUCGGGCAUCUUGGGCUUUGUGCUAUAUGAGGGGUUGCUUUGUCGCUAGAAUGGCAACAACAGAUUAUUCAAAGUCUAUAGAAGCAUUCUUAAAAGGUGUUUUCAGCACACAAACGUGUCUGCGCAGCUUUUUCGAGCAGGUUGGUAUUUCUGCCAAUUUUCAAAAUCAGGCACGUCGAGAGAUGCAGUAUAUGCAUACAAAAACAUGCAUUCCCAUUGAAGAGCACGCAAGGAGUAUUUUGACGCCUUUUGCCUUCAAUGCUUUGCAGCGUGAGCUUGUGCUUGCCAUGCAGUAUGCAGUAUCUGAAAUGCCCAAUGGAUCAUGUAUUGUUCGCCAUUUCAAGGAGAUAGAUGGAGAACGUCUCGUGAUUUGGAUACCAGAAGAUGAACAGAUUCACUGUUCCUGUAAAGAGUUUGAAUCUUCAGGACUACUGUGCAGACAUUUGUUGCGGGUAUUUAUAGUAAAGAACUACUUUCAGCUUCCUGACAAGUACUAUUUGAACAGAUGGCAGAGAGAAAGCUCUCUUGAUUUUUAUGAUCCCCACAUUACUCAAAAUAGUGAUGAUCAAUGGUAUCAAGAUUAUCAGUGUCUGGCUGAAACGCUGUUUACAGAAUCUUCAAUCACAAAGGAGCGUUCUGAGUAUGUUCAAAGGGAAGUGACAACACAUCUCACAAGGAUUCUUAAUGAGGUUAGAAACAUGCCAGAAUCUGAAGGAGUCGCUAUGGAUCUGACAUUUUCCCCUGCUGGUUAAUUUCAAGCAGCUGGUGCUGUGUACAGUGUUUGUAGCGAAUGCAACUACAACAAGCUGUGCAUUCUUAUAUGAUCAAAUGGCGAUGAGAGGACAAUAGGACGUCUUUGUAUUGUUAUUCUCCAAUAUUUUAGGGAAGAAGUUCACAAAAACAGGUGGAAGAUGGAGAACCGUUCUUUUUUAGUUGCAAAUCACCAUGGUAGCUUGCGGAUGUAUGAUAGCACAAGGCAGCAGAGGAUGCGGAGAUAGCAACUUAGGUGAUCGAUGACCCUGUAUUUCAUUGGUAAGCAUUUAGUAACAACUUUAGUCUGUGUUUUUCAACUGAUAGCAAUUUAAUUAAAGCAUGGUGUAAUCCCCACCAAUAUUUUGUUUAGUUGUAAAACCAGGCUGAAAAUGGGGGGAAAUUGUACCAAAUUACAGUGCUAGAUCUACUUACAA
Messenger RNA from Rosa chinensis, 2864 nucleotides. Its product is annotated as putative protein FAR1-RELATED SEQUENCE 10. Gene Ontology annotation, biological process: regulation of DNA-templated transcription. The coding region runs from base 354 to 2429 and encodes 691 amino acids. Gene Ontology annotation, molecular function: zinc ion binding. The transcript is spliced from 3 exons. Lineage: Eukaryota; Viridiplantae; Streptophyta; Magnoliopsida; Rosales; Rosaceae. The record is from RefSeq and is a predicted model, not a curated record.